Talaromyces atroroseus is the source of this 1155-nucleotide messenger RNA. Its product is annotated as putative mitochondrial carrier. Gene Ontology annotation, cellular component: mitochondrion. The record is from RefSeq and is a predicted model, not a curated record. The coding region runs from base 1 to 1155 and encodes 384 amino acids. Gene Ontology annotation, biological process: pyrimidine nucleotide import into mitochondrion. NCBI's taxonomy places the organism in Eukaryota, Fungi, Ascomycota, Eurotiomycetes, Eurotiales, Trichocomaceae. Gene Ontology annotation, molecular function: pyrimidine nucleotide transmembrane transporter activity. The transcript has 3 exons.
AUGACCUUCUCGACUACUUCCCAUGGCAGCUCUGCGCAGGCGCAUCUGCCUAAUAAAGUCCAUCUCGAACAAGCCGCGAUUGAGUCCAGAGAGAUGGGCGGUGUCGUUCCAGAGAAAGAUGAGAAGCCCGCGGCGAAGCCUCUGGCCCAUUUUGUUGCUGGAGGCGUUGGUGGAAUGACCGCUGCUACGUUGACAAGCCCCCUUGACGUUCUUAAAACUCGACUUCAGUCCGACUUUUAUCAGACUCAGCUGCAAGCUCUACGUGCUUCACAUCCCGUCCGCCCAGCUCCGUUUUUCAUCGCCCUCCCACGCAGCGCCCUCGUACAUUUUAAGGAAACCUUCCAAAUCCUCCAUUCUAUAUAUUCGCACGAGGGCCCUCGUGCUUUAUUCAAAGGUCUUGGUCCCAAUUUAAUUGGUGUCGUACCAGCCCGUGCCAUCAACUUCUAUGUCUACGGUAAUGGCAAGCGCAUCCUCAGCAAUUACUUUGGCUAUCACGAUUCGAUGACGACGCCAUGGAAUAUCCACCUUGGGGCAGCGGCUAUUGCUGGUAUAGCUACGGGAACCGCAACAAAUCCCAUCUGGCUUAUCAAAACUCGACUGCAACUAGACAAGUCGAAUGCUGAAAGUGGCAAAGGAGGCCGACAAUAUAAGAACAGCUGGGAUUGUAUCAAACAGACUGUUAGGCACGAGGGAAUCCGUGGUUUAUACAAGGGACUAUCUGCCUCAUACCUCGGUGUGGCAGAGAGUGCGACGCAGUGGGUCUUAUAUGAGCAGAUGAAAUUGUAUCUAGCUCGGCGACAGGCCGCGAAGCUGGCCGACCCGCACCAUGUCCAUAGUGUCUGGGACGAUGUGGAACUUUGGGGUGGUCGUGUCACAGCAGCUGGCGCGGCGAAGUUGUUUGCUGCAGUUGCUACAUAUCCUCAUGAGGUAGUGCGAACACGGCUACGACAGGCACCUGUUGUUCCGGUAGGAGGCGGUAAGGUGCAGGUGAAGUAUACCGGUCUUGUUCAGUGCUUCAAGGUUGUCGCCAAGGAAGAAGGGUUGGCCGGUCUGUAUGGUGGUUUGACACCGCACUUGUUGCGUGUCGUUCCGUCAGCAGCCAUCAUGUUUGGAAUGUACGAGGUUAUUCUUCGUCUUUUCGGAACAACUUCCUAG